GAGGCGAUACAUUGACGCACCAUUUUGCCCUCGAGUGUGGUUAUCUUGGCGGUUCCUCGCGUUCAAAAUCGGCUCGGCGGCCCACUAUUGUCGUCGAGCGGACAAGCACCGAUCUCCUCCUCUGCCAAGAAGGAGGAACGCCGGCGUUCUUUCUCUCUAUCUCGCUCUGACGAUGGCUUCGGAUCCCUCUCGAGCUCGCAUCGAUCAGUUCUUUGCUUCAAGAAAACGUAAAACCCCUCUGCCCAAGGAUGGAAAGCCGGAUAAAGAAUCCAGAAGCCCGGUCGCUGGAUCUCCUGGGGCCAAGGGAACCCUAGAUGGCUUCCUGGCCAGGUCUCCGGACGUUGUAUCGGUCGCCGGCCAGGGUCAGACUCGGAAUUCGCCUAGGCAUGACCUUGUCAAAAGAAAUCUGGUUUCGGAGAUUGAUUCGAUCGCUGAUGCUGUUCGCAAGCCCGACUUGGUUUCAGAUUCCGCGGAAACUGGGAGUUCAUCGAGAACUGCUCCUGGUCAAGAAAGUGGGUCCGGGGAUCAUCUUGAUUUCGUUCGGCCUCCUUCUGCUGUUGUUGUUGCAGAGAAAGAUUCUCCAGAGGCGGUAUUGGCUUGCGAGACCAGCAACGAAGGAAAUUUGGAACUCAAGAGGUUUGCCGCCAAUUUUCUGUCUUUGUACUGCAGUGAUCUACCAUCUGCUGAAAGUGUUCCUUUGGAACCAGAUCAAAAGGGCCAAAAGAGAAAUGGUAGUCCAUCGCUUGUAGCUGUUUGCAGCAAGACAUUGAGUAAAAGGCAAUGUGCCUUGGACCAUAGCGAUAUGCUCGUUGAGGCAGAAACUACUUCCCAUGCUUUUCCUGAACCACCAACACACAAGUUGCAUCCUGUGGCUGAAGAAGUGGUAAAUAAUAAGGUGCCAGGUGUUAAACUCUGCAGUGAAAUUGAUGGAGUUGUAAGCUUGAGAAGAUGCACUGCUACCCCGGAUGGUAGCUUCACUAAGACAAGACAUUAUAUGAUUGGUAUGUGUUGUAAUAAUAGGGUUACCGAUGAUACCCCAAAAUCUGCAUUAAGAUGUUCGAUAUUCUCACCUGGAGACGAGUUUUGGUCUGAAGCAAUUCAAGUCGCUGAUGGUCUACUUCCUGCAGCUAGUAAUUUGCCUGAAGGUUUGCAGUUUUCAAAAUGUGGAACAUCUGAUAAUAAGUUACGGACAGAUGAAUCUUCCUGUAGAGCUACUAAUGGUGUUUUAGAUAGUGGCUCCAUGGCAUCAAAGGUUUCUCAGAAAAUUGGUGAGAAACCUAUUGUAGAAAAUAAAACAUCGCUCAAGAUCAGUCAACAUAUUGAAGUAUCCCCGCUGCCUGUAAAGCAUUUUGAUUUCUCUUGUGAGGAUAGCUUCCGUCAGCGUGGUGUAGAGAAAAAUGAAAGUGCUAUUGGUGUCAGUGUCGAACCUGCAAAUAGUAAUUAUAUACAACAGAAACAUCUAGACAGCUUGCUUUUUAAGAAACAUUCGGAAGAUAUGGAAAACUGCUUAGCUCCUAAAGAAAAUUCUGAUUUUUCUUUUUGUAAUUCUGGUGGUUCAUCUUCGUCGACUGGAAAAUCGUAUCAAACUGGAGCUGGUUCUGACUUGGAUGCAUGUCCUGGGAAAGGUAAUUUGCCAACUCAAGAAAACAACAUGGGUCAAAUUCGGAGUGUAAGGUUGCCUGUUUGUCUGCCAGGAACUGGCUAUGAUUCAGCUAAUUUAGAGAGAAAACAAAAGAACAAAUUAAUCGCUAAUGGCAAUUAUGAAGAGUUUGGCACUCCCUCCAGUUCUGUGCCUCCAAAAUACCGUUUGCAACUUCACAGUUGGCUUCCUCCAGAGGUUUGCAACAUAUACAAGAGGAAAGGAAUCUCAGAACUUUAUCCUUGGCAGGUGGAAUGUCUCCUUGUGGAUGGCGUCUUAGAGAAAAGAAAUCUUGUGUAUUGCGCAACUACAAGUUCUGGUAAGAGUUUCGUGGCUGAAAUUUUGAUGUUGAGGCAAGUUUUAUCGACCGGAAAAAUGGCUCUUCUUGUCCUUCCAUAUGUAUCCCUUUGUGCUGAAAAGGCUGAACAUUUGGAACUACUUCUUGAGCCACUUGGUAAGCAUGUUCGCAGUUUUUAUGGAAAUCAAGGUGGUGGAUCACUUCCUAAAGAUACAUCUGUGGCUGUAUGUACCAUUGAGAAGGCAAACUCUCUAAUUAACCGCUUGUUGGAGGAAGGUCGCCUUUCUGAACUUGGAAUUAUCGUGAUAGAUGAACUUCAUAUGGUUGCAGAUCAGCACAGAGGUUAUUUGUUGGAGCUAAUGUUGACAAAGCUUCGCUAUGCUGCUGGCGAAGGAAGCUCUGACUCAUCUAACGGAGAAAGUUUAGGAAGUUCAGGAGCUAGUAGUGGGAAGGCUGACCCAGCUCAUGGUUUGCAGAUUGUUGGAAUGAGUGCCACCAUGCCUAAUGUAGCAGCUGUUGCUGAUUGGCUUCAGGCAGCUCUUUAUCAGACGGAUUUUCGGCCUGUUCCAUUAGAAGAGUUCGUUAAAGUUGGAAAUACCAUUUUUGACAAGAAAAUGAAUGUCGUCCGCAUUAUCUCAAAAACUGCUGAUCUUGGGGGUAAAGAUCCAGAUCACAUCAUUGAAUUGUGCAAUGAGGUUGUUCAAGAUGGUCAUUCAGUUCUUUUAUUCUGUUCCAGCCGUAAAGGAUGCGAGUCAACUGCAAGGCAUGUAGCCAGAUUUUCAAAGAAAUUUUCUGAUGGUAUUCACGAAGACUGUGAGUUUAAUGAUGCUUCUGCUGCAAUUGAAGCUUUAAGGAGGUCUCCUGCUGGAUUGGACCCUAUUCUUGAACAAACUCUCCCAUCUGGUGUUGCAUAUCAUCAUGCUGGCCUCACGGUUGAGGAAAGAGAGAUUAUUGAAACAUGCUAUCGUAAAGGACUUGUACGUGUUUUGACUGCUACCUCUACCUUGGCUGCUGGAGUCAAUUUGCCUGCAAGACGGGUUAUAUUCAGACAACCAAGGGUUGGUCGUGAUUUUAUUGAUGGGACACGCUAUAGACAAAUGGCUGGUCGGGCAGGUCGAACUGGGAUAGACACAAAAGGGGAGAGUAUUCUUAUCUGCAAGGCCGAUGAGGCCAAAAGAAUUGCUGCUAUACUGAAUGAUUGCUGCCCCCCAUUGCACUCUUGUCUAUCUGAAGAUAAAAAUGGGAUGACUCAUGCGAUAAUGGAAGUUGUUGCUGGUGGGAUUGUGCAAACUGCACAUGACAUCAAUCGCUAUGUUAGAUGCACACUUCUGAACUCAACAAAGCCAUUCCAAGAUGUUGUUAAAUCUGCUCAAGAUUCUCUUCGAUGGUUGUGUCACAAGAAAUUUCUCAAAUGGAAUGAAGAUACCAAGUUGUACAGCACAACCCCGCUUGGACGUGCUGCUUUUGGAAGUUCUCUUACCCCUGAAGAGUCACUGGUUGUAUUGGAUGAUCUUUUGAGGGCAAGAGAGGGUUUUGUUCUUGCAUCUGAUUUGCACUUAGUGUACUUGGUUACUCCCAUUAAUGUUGAAGUUGAACCUGACUGGGAAUUAUACUAUGAACGAUUUAUGGAAAUGUGUGCUCUUGACCAGUCGGUUGGCAAUCGAGUGGGUGUAACAGAACCCUUCUUGAUGCGCAUGGCUCAUGGUGCACCGAUGCCUGUUCAAAAUAGAUUGAGAGGAAAAAAGAGUGGUUUGAAUGAAAAGUUUCAAACUCGAAAUUCGGAAGUUGACAAUGGAAUGUUAUCCAAUGAACAAACUCUACGUGUAUCAAAACGUUUUUAUGUUGCAUUGAUGUUAUCAAGGCUUGUACAGGAGGUCCCUGUUUCUGAUGUUUGUGAAGCCUUCAGAGUUGCUAGAGGCAUGCUUCAAGCUUUACAGGAAAGUGCUGGCAGAUUUGCCUUGAUGGUGUCUGUAUUCUGUGAGAGGCUUGGCUGGCAUGAUUUACAAGGGCUUGUUGCUAAGUUCCAGAAUCGUGUUUCAUUUGGAGUGAGGGCAGAGAUUGUUGAACUUACUACAAUACCACAUGUUAAAGGUUCAAGAGCACGGGCACUUUAUAAGGCUGGUCUGCGGACUCCUCUAGCCAUUGCUGAAGCAUCAGUUACUGAGAUUGUUAAAGCUAUGUUUGAUAGUUCUGCAUGGACUCACCAAGAUGAUUCAAAGCUUCGACGCAUGCAGUUUGGUGUAGCCAAGAAGAUAAAGAAUAGUGCACGAAAAAUUGUUCUUGACCAAGCAGAGGAAUCAAGACUUGCUGCAUUUUCUGCUUUAAAGUCACUUGGAGUUCAUGUGCCCCAGUUUUCACGACCCUUGCUUUCUGAUAUAGUCGAGUCCCCUGGAGGUGGUAAAAUGCCCUGUUUCGGAGAAGAUCCUAGCAAAGAUGUUCAGCCUGCUGAAAGUCUACUUGCAGAUCAUAAAAUUGUCAACUCUGAUAGUGCUUCUCCUAUAGGUAACAGAGAAAUUUUAGUUGAGACAAUGAAGGCUGCUGGAGAAACAAGUUCAGCAAUACCAAUGCAGUAUAAUGGUAAUGAUACCGAUGUUGGGAGCUUGAUCAAGAGGGAAACAGCUAACCAUGCUAAUGCUGCUAUAGAGAUGAGAGUCGAGUGUAACCCUGGACCUGGAGAUAAGGAUGGUUUAAAUGGGAAUACCAGCAAUAAGAAAUCUGAAGGUCCUAUUAGUGCAAGCAGUUUUCCUGGUGGAUUUGACUGCUUCCUGGAUAAGUGGGCUUCAGUUAAUGAAUUCUGUUUUGAUCUUCAUUUCUUAAAACGACCAAACUCACAAUCUUCUGUCUUUUAUGAAGUUUUUGGCUUGGCCGUUUGUUGGGAUAAAUCACCAGUUUACUAUUGCAAUUUAUCUAAAGAUCUGGCUGCCUGCAGUAAUUUAGAUAAAUUUGACAUAUGGGAGCUUGCAAGAAGCAGAUGGAACAGGAUUACUAAAAUCAUGGGGCAAGAUGGUGUUAGGAAGACAACUUGGAACUUAAAAAUACAGAUUCAGGCUUUAAAAUUUCCUUGUGCUUCUGUCCAGAAAAUUGGGUGGCUCAAUGGUGACUAUAUAAAAUGGGACGAUAUUAAGAUAAUUGAUGACUCAUUUAUUUUAUUACCAUCUGUGUCUGUGCAUAAUGGAGUUGAUCUAUGCUUGGUGUCAUGGAUUCUUUGGCCUGAUGAGGAAAGCAAAUCAACUCCAAACCUCGAGAAGGUGGUCAAAAGACGGUUAUCUAAUGAGGCUGCUGCAGCUGCUAAUCGGGAUGGUAGGUGGAGAAAUCAAAUGCGUAAAGCAGCACAUAAUGGUUGUUGCCGCCGUGUGGCACAAGUACGUGCUUUAGGUUCUGUUUUAUGGAAACUUCUGGUUGCAGAGGGACUUGUUGAAGUGCUUAUGAAGAUCGAGAAUCCAUUGGUUGCAGUCCUUGCUGACAUGGAACAUUGGGGCAUGGCUGUUGACAUGGAGGCAUGCCUUCGUGAGAGGCAUGUGUUAAUGAGAAAGUUGAAGGAGCUGGAGAAGGAAGCUUACAAACUUGCCGGGAUGGCCUUCUCACUUUAUACUGCUGCAGAUAUUGCAAAUGUCCUAUAUACACAUUUAAAGUUGCCUAUUCCUCAGGGACGUAAUAAGGGAAAACUACAUCCUAGCACAGAUAAGCAUUCUUUAGAUCAGUUAAGGGGUCAACAUCCUAUCAUUUCGGUAAUUAAGGAACACAGAACCCUGUCGAAGCUCUUGAACAGUACACUUGGAUCAAUUUGUUCAAGGGCUCAGCUGUGUGUGAAGUCCCAAAAGUACAAAAUACAAGGACAUUGGCUCCAGACCUCGACAGCAACAGGACGCCUUUCUAUGGAGGAACCAAAUCUUCAGUGUGUUCAACAUAUGGUAGUUUUUACGACCCAUCGAGUUGAUCAAAACAGCUCAAGCUCAUCAGAAUGUGAUCAUCAUCUUAUCAAUGCUCGUGACAUCUUUGUUCCUACUCAAGAUAACUGGUUGCUGCUAACAGCUGACUACUCCCAGAUAGAACUACGAAUAAUGGCACAUUUUUCAAAAGAUUUAGCACUAAUUGAACUUUUAAGUAAGCCAGAUGGUGAUGUUUUUACAAUGAUAGCUUCAAGAUGGACUUGUAAGCCAGAGUCUGCAAUUAAUUCUGAGGAGAGAGACUACACUAAAAGGUUGAUAUACGGUAUCCUGUAUGGUAUGGGAGCUAACACUCUUGGAGAACAACUUCAAUGCAGCCCCGAAGAAGCUGCAGAGAAAAUACAAAGCUUUAAAAACUCAUUUCCUGGUGUUUCUGCUUGGCUUUCUGAAGCAGUUGCAUCUUGCCGGCAGAAAGGAUAUGUCGAAACAUUGAUGGGCAGGAAACGUUUUCUAUCAAAAAUAAAGUUUGGAAAUAGCAAAGAGAAGGCUAAAGCUCAAAGACAAGCUGUAAACUCCAUUUGUCAGGGAUCUGCUGCAGACAUAAUUAAGAUGGCUAUGAUAAACAUUCAUUCUGUAAUUGUUGAUGGGCGAUCAAAUGGUAAUCUGAACAAUGAUCUUGCAGUGAAACUCUCAAAUGUCAAAGGCCGUUGUCGUAUAAUUUUGCAGGUACAUGAUGAAUUGGUAUUGGAGGUUGACCCAGGUAUCAUCAAGGAAGCAGGGAUUUUGCUUCAAAUGAACAUGGAGAAUGCUGCGUCACUUCUGGUGCCUUUGCGUGUCAAACUAAUGGUUGGAAAAGCAUGGGGUUCCCUGGAGCCUUUCAGGGUCGAACCUUCAAACUCUCACUGAAGAAAUCAAUAUUCAGGUGCUUGGUUCAUCACACAGACACCACAGGAGCGGUUACCAUUGCUUGCAGACCAUUGGGUAAGCAGACAUUGUAUCAUGCAGCUAUAGGUGCAGGUCAUAGAAACUCUGCCUAUGAUUUAGGAGCUGCAGUUCCUAUGAGCCACUGAACGUAUUGAGAAGCCAAGUACAACCAUAAAUUCAUCACAAUCAAUAGAGAGCAGAAAAAGGAAAUAGUUAUAUGACUUGGUCUGCAUUCAGCUGGAGCUGGUCAUUACAUUGGUGAUGGAAGUGCAAAUCUUUGGACCAUGAGCUAUUUAACAAAACCAACAAAUUAGGUAAGGAGCAAAUGUUGUAGCCGAUCGAUUCUCAUUAUGACUAGCACAUAUGUUGGAUUGAAGAAAGACUUCUGAAGCGUAAAUUAAAAUAAUUCAGUUGGGAAUUUGUCAAGCCUAA
This is a messenger RNA of Musa acuminata subsp. malaccensis (wild Malaysian banana), 7180 nucleotides long. RefSeq names its product helicase and polymerase-containing protein TEBICHI. Lineage: Eukaryota; Viridiplantae; Streptophyta; Magnoliopsida; Zingiberales; Musaceae. The record is from RefSeq and is a predicted model, not a curated record. Gene Ontology annotation, molecular function: DNA-directed DNA polymerase activity; ATP binding; DNA binding. Gene Ontology annotation, biological process: double-strand break repair; DNA-templated DNA replication.